Coccinella septempunctata (seven-spotted ladybird) is the source of this 4953-nucleotide messenger RNA. RefSeq names its product MLX-interacting protein. Gene Ontology annotation, molecular function: protein dimerization activity; DNA-binding transcription factor activity, RNA polymerase II-specific; RNA polymerase II cis-regulatory region sequence-specific DNA binding. The transcript has 18 exons. The coding region runs from base 385 to 3039 and encodes 884 amino acids. Lineage: Eukaryota; Metazoa; Arthropoda; Insecta; Coleoptera; Coccinellidae. The record is from RefSeq and is a predicted model, not a curated record. Gene Ontology annotation, cellular component: nucleus. Gene Ontology annotation, biological process: regulation of transcription by RNA polymerase II.
UCUAUCAACAACUACUACGUAAUUUGUUAUUUUUAUUGUAGACUCUUUGGUUCACUUCAUGAAAGUUUUGUAAACAUGAAGGAUAAUUACUUUUAUUCAUACCUACGUCAGUCUGGACUUGCGAAUUCACCGAGUCGCCCUAAUAAUACUUAUGGCAUUAGCGUUUAAUACCUUCUCAGCAGUGAUCGAGCUUUGAGAUUCCCAGUUGUGAGUUCAGAUCACUCAUGGAAAUAUGUGGAAUAAUUUGUAUGUUAACAAGUGACCCUUUAAUCAGUCCUUGAUCUUAUAGAUUUGUGAUAACAGUAGCUUGUGUGUUUUUCGUACAAAACGUGCUCUCGUGUUAUUUUAAUAUUGUCUUCGAUAUUAUCCUAUGAGAAUUCGAAAAUGUUCGCCACAAAUAUUAGAGCACUGAAAGUGGAAAAACCAGAAAGAGAAACUAUUCAUUCUGGACAUUUCAUGGUAUCGCACUUUGAGGCUGAAGAGCAAGAUGACGAAGAUGAGGUAGCUGUGCCUGUGCCAGAAGAAAAUACCAAUACAACCACCAUAGUGCCUGUCAAGCAAUUUUCUACUGGAGUGAAAGAUGUUUCAAUGAAUACAACACAACAACAUUUGGAGAUUGAUACUAGUUUAUCCAAAUUAUUUCAGUGUAUGACAUUGGCAUAUAGACAAAAAUUAACAUCACCAAAGUGGAAUCGAUUCAGGGGAAUAAGACUGCGUUGGAAGGAGAAAAUCAGACUGAACAACGUAAUAUGGAGAUGUUGGCAUCUUCAGUUCAUAAAAAAAGUUCCUACGUUGAUUUGCCAGUUUGCCUCUCCCCUAGAUGUGGAUACACACAACAAGCCAGAGGCAGUUGUAUUGGAGGGAAAAUAUUGGAAGAGAAAGUUGCAUGCCGUAACUGCCGAAUACAAAAAAUGGCGAAUGUUCCACAGACAUCAUUCUCUAUUACAACAAAUAUCCAGAGAUACCCAAGACACGAUAAUGAACGAAGUGGGUCUAUGGGACUCUCAAAGCAACGAAAGUGUACAUAUGCUUGUGGAUGAGGACUACAUGGAUCUUAUGAGUGAUACUUUAUUUUCAACAAUUGCAAAUCAGCCUUUUCAUUUUCCAGAUUCCAGAGAAAUUGCUAAAGCUGGUUUGGCCGAUUUCAUUCAGCCUAGCCUUGGACCACUGCAGCCAAACCUAGAUGAUUACAUGGAUACUUUUGAACAAGAAUUAAUGUUAGCAAAAUUGCCUACGGUACCUGAAGAACAACAAGAAUCUAUAUACAAAUCCACUGUAAAUUGGCCAUACUCUGAGUUGGAUUUAAUCACAUCCACUAGUACAAUUCCAGGUACUACUACAUCGCCAAAUCCAUACACCCAACCCAUGCAAACAAUUUCUUCUGAGAAGGCACAAAUAAUCCCCCCACAUACAAUGCAGUCCUCCAAUUUCAAUGAAAUUAUUCUGCCAAUAGAAAGUUCCUAUUCUCAAAGGCAACCCCCAGCUGCUCCCCCUCCUACAUAUCAAAUAAAUGUUAUUUCGAGAAGGAAACCAGUUACAAGAUUGAGUGAAAAUCAGAUUGCACAGAACAAUGCAAUGUAUAGAAGUUUUCCAGAAACACCUCAAAAUAUACAGAUGGGAAUUUGUGAAGAUGUAUCGGCAAAGAAAAGUCCUAGGCAGUCCCCUCUACUUGUCCAACCUUCACAGAGUACAAUAAGUGAGACACCUCCGUUCAAGUUACCCCAAGCCACUUCCGAUCUCAGAACAAUUUCUAAUCAAGGUUACAAAUUUUCUCAACCACUGGCUAGACCCAACAUCAAAUUCACAUCACCAAUUUCCCAGGUACACAACAAUACCGUGCACUUUCCUUCAGUGCAACCUCAAACAUAUAACACUCCUACCUAUCAAGUAAAGGAUGAAAGCAGUAGACAUUCUAGAAGCAGUGGUCCUUCUAGAACAAAACAUCGUUCUAGAUCCUCCACACGAGAACCAAUUAAAAGGCCACCCCUUUUAUCUGCAGCCAGUGAUCCUGCAUUGUUAACGCCAACAAACAGCGUUUUACUGACUCAGCUCUUAACAAACAAUUCUAAUGAUCAAACAGUGUCACCACAGAGUAGUAGUGUUCUUUUGACACAACUUUUGACUAAUAAUGAAAAUUCAAAUUUGUAUAGACAGUGCCAAAGUCCUUCACAAAAUAACGGUGCCAUAAGAAUAAAAGAAGAAAGCACUUUGACAUAUUUGGCAGAUGCUCCUGCUGCCACCACUCUCAUCAUAACAUCUCCGGUCACAUUUAAUUCUGCUCCAUCACCAACUACAGAUCAAUCAAUGUUAAACACUUUUAGUAGUUCAAACAGUCCCAUUCUGGAACACUCAUCUCAAUGUCUGAAUUCCCCAACAUCGUCACAGGGUUCAAUAGGUUCGCCAAUUCAGGAUUCCGGUUGCAGGGAUCAGCGAAGGGUCGGUCACAUCCAUGCUGAGCAGAAAAGAAGAUACAAUAUCAAGAACGGUUUUGACGUGAUACAUUCACUCAUUCCGCACCUGAAUCAGAAUCCUAAUGCAAGGUUAAGUAAAGCAGCUAUGUUGCAAAAAGGUGCAGAGUAUAUAAGGCAAUUGAGACAAGAAAGGGAACUGCUUAAAGAAGAAAUGACCAGUUUGAGGCAGCAAAUAGAGAGUUUAAAUACUUCGAUAAGCAAUUGCCAGUCGUUGUUGCCUACGAAUGUGGCGCCCAUCAACAUUAGAAGAGAUGGCAAAAUGCAAGAACUGUUUGAUGAAUAUGUUAGAAAUAGAACAGUGGAAAAUUGGAAGUACUGGAUUUUUAGUUUGAUCUUCAGACCUUUGUUGGUCUCUUUCAAUAACGUAGUUUCUACAUCAAGUAUGGAAGAUUUAUACAGGUCAACUAUUUUAUGGGUGGAGCAACAUUGUACCCUUGGUGAUCUCAGACCUGUUGUAUUGAAUUCUUUGAGACACCUUUGCACAAAAACCGAAAUUCUUUCCGAACCAGAACGGCUCCCCGAUGAAGCAAGGCAAAUGUGUUUGUCAUCAAAAACUAAUCGGUCAUAACAAAAACUAACUGAAAUUAAAGUUUUAAUGGUGCACUCAAUUAUUCAUAAUGUAUUAAAUUGAAUGAGAUCAAAAUAUCGAAUGUCUGUCAGCUUAUUAUUGCAUUUGUGUUCAUUUUGAUGUUGAGUAAAACAAAAAGGUCGUAUUUCAUAAUGUCACAAGAAUUAUUAGGCUUAAGAUCAAAGAAUAACAACUUCAAGAUGUUUUUGACAUCUUCAGGCAUCUUGCAACAUACUGUUAUUUCAUUUCUCGGAAUAUUCAUUAUGUUUAUAUGUUUGAAUUGUAUGUUUCGGAUGCUGAUAUACUAAAAGAUUCUUGUUGACAUUGCUACCUCAAAUUCUUGAGUCAACUGUGAAUUGUAAUGAAUAUUUUGUCAAAUUUGCUUUAUGCAAAUGAAUGAACCAGCAUACUUAUUGUUUUAUUAUUGCCAUUUCUAGAGUAUGAGUGGUAGUUGAAUUAAUUCUGUGCUCAUUUAUGUAUAUAAUACAAACAUUUUGUGCCAUCUAUCUAGUAAAAUAUAAUAUCUUCAUUUAGCUUUCAAGAGUUGAUAAUAGAUAACUCAAUAUAGUUUUUAUUAGAGAAUUCCAUUGGUAAAACUAGUGUUGCACUGGGUAAUUUCAAAAUAUGCACUAAGUGCGUACCAGUUCUACCAUUAGAAUUGCCUGUAAUGGUCAAUUCCAUUGGUAGAGAGUUCAGAAAUUCACUCAGAAGUGAAAAGUUGAAAAGUAUCACGUUACACCAAUCCCAAGAAUAUAUGUGUACCUAUAUACUCGGCGCGAGUCAGUUUUACCAAUGGAAUUCGCUGUAUGUUAUAUAAUGGUGUUUCUUCGACAUAUUUGUGUUGAAUUAAAUAGGUGAGCAGGUUUCCAUAUUCUUACUCAAAAUAAGUCAGGUACUUCCGUAUUUUUCUGUACAUUACCAAAUAGUGUGCAAUAUAAACAAGUUGUAAAAAUUGUAUUUAGUAGUAGUGCCUUGAAAAUGUGUGAUAUUACAUAGUUAUACAAAUUGCUAAAAAUUCGAAACUUCCCUAAAAUCAUGAAAAUGAUGUUGAAUCCUUCCUUUUCGAUAUGAAAAUGUAAUAUCCAUGGAUUGAUGUAAGCUUGCAAGAAAAUUGAAAAUAACCUAUUUCACUUGAUUCAUGAAACUUUAAUUGGCAAUUAUAUUCAUCGUUAAACUAAUCCUUUUAAGGAAGCGACAUUUUGAUGAACUCAUUUCCUGACAACGAGGAAUAUUUGAAAAUUCAUAUCCAAUAGAAGACUUUGGUCCAAGUUGUCAAUCCAAACAUUUAUUAAGAAUUUUGCACAACCAAGGAAAAAAUAAAUAUCAUGUUUAGAUUGGUGUUAUAUAGAAAUAUCCGUAAAUUCCGCCUCAGCUCUUCAAUCUUGGUGAAUUUACGAAUAUUCAUAACCUUAACAUAAUGUGUUAAUUUUAUUGAUGAAAAAAAAAUCAUUUGACUCUCGAUAUCGUUUGUUUUACAUACAUUCGAAUACCCAUUUUUCGAUUAAGUACAAGACAAAUAAAAUUCAAAUAAUGAAUGAAGUGUACCAGCCUUCUGUACUGUUGUUGUUCUGGUUGUUCAUAAUUAGAACACAUAUGACUUAUCACUAUGUAUAAACUACCAGUUUUUCAUGGCGAGUAUAGAGAUAACAAUCUUGUCAUGCUUGACUUAACAAACUCUACAUGCCAUGAAAAGUUUGUAGUAACCACAUAAUUAUACUUUAUAUAUUGUGAUUCAGUUACAAAUAAAAUUUGUUAAGCAUUAUUUCUAAUUCGAAGUAAUAUUGUAUAAAUUUUUAUGAUUUUAUUAUUCUGUUACAGUACUUAUAAAUGAACUAAUUUCAUGUUAUUUUAUAACAGUUGUUUAAUGUGAAUUUUCGUCACAAAUUAAUAUCUCAUUAAAAAAUAUUUUUGUUU